UUAAGAUGCAACUCCAAUUUGAAAUUUAUCCAAAUAAAAACAUCGAAAUUUCAGUAACAUGAUGCACAGUAAUACAAACUGUUGAUGGCCGGCUUGCUAGUAGAAAGAAACUAUUCCUCUUCGGCGCUGGUACUAUAAAAUCUUAAUUAAUACAGUGGGAGCAUGUUGGAAAUAAAAAAAUAAUGAAUCGAAAAAGGGCCCAAAUAGAAGCAAAAUGGAGAUAAAAAACUGCCACAUAACCGGGGUUUCGCAACAAUGCGUAAACUCUCAGAAAGCAACCAGGAAACUGUAGAUACGACUAAAAUUUCAAGUUGGGGUGCCCCAAAUCACCAAAUUCAGCUACCCAAAUGCCCAGGAUAUUCGAAAUUGAAUGUUGCUAUUUAUCAAAUUUAGGUACUCAGUACCCAGAUUAUCCACAAGCAUAUGUGCGGGUUUACCAAAGUACUAAUUUUAGGUACCCAGCUGAAAGUCCAUUAAUUAUCCCACUCGCUAUUGAGUAACAUCUGACAGUCCUGAAGAUCUUCUGUCAAUUAAUUGGAAAAAAUUGUGCUAAAAUCGGUGUGGAAUGCACUCUGGCAGUAAUAACAGUAUUAGUCAAAAGAAUAGUAGUACUGAAAAACGGAGGAAGAUCAAACAAGAAUCAGCAAUGGCAUCCACUGUCACCAUGACCGGCACUGACAAGGCACCGAGCUCUGAUGACAACUGUUUGAUUUUUUCUGUGAAAGACAUUAGUCGGUACCCUCUACCUGGCUGUUUUGAACCUUCUUCUAUCGCCUUCAGCCCCGAUGACAAGCUCAUAUCUUAUCUCUACAGUCCUGACAACACCUUGAAUAGAAAUAUCUUUGUCUUUGAUCCUGCCAGUGGGAAGCAGCAGACGCUUUUGAGCCUCCCUGGCGGAGGACUUGAUGAGAGCGUCUUAUCUAAUGAAGAGAAGCUGUGGAGGGAGAGGCUGAGGGAGCGUGGACUAGGUAUUACCUGCUAUGAAUGGGUCAAGCAUAGUCAGUCUCCUCGCAUUAUGGUUCCUCUGCCAAAUGGGAUAUAUUUCCUAGAUGCUCCAAGUUAUGAACUUCGGUUGAGAUUGCCAAGCAUGCUAUGGUCUCCAAUCAUCAAUCCUCAGCUCUCCCCUGAUGGCACCAUGAUAGCUUUUGUAAGAGAUGACGAGAUUUGUGUUAUGUCUGUAUCUCAUGGGAAGCCAAAGCAAAUAACUAAUGGUGCAAAAGGAAAUCAGAAGACACAUGGUCUGGCUGAAUAUAUAGCACAGGAAGAGAUGGAAAGGGAAAAUGGAUUUUGGUGGUCAGCAGAUAGUAGCUAUAUAGCAUUUACACAGGUGGAUACCAAUGAGAUACCUAUUUUUCGAAUCCUGCACCAGGGCAAAGCUACAAUUGGUGCUAAUGCACAAGAAGACCAUCACUAUCCCUUUGCAGGAAAUGCAAAUGCUAAGGUACGUCUUGGUGUUACUCCUGUAUUUGGGGGAGGAAUCACUUGGAUGGAUCUGACCUGUGGAAUAAAAGGAAAAGGUAAUGAUGACGAGGAAUAUCUGGCCAGGGUUUCAUGGAUACCAGAAAAUGUACUUAUUGCUCAAGUCUUGAACAGGGCACAUUCCAAGCUGAAGCUCCUUAAGUUUGAUAUAAGAAGUGGUAGACGGGAAGUUUUAUUGGUGGAGGAAGAUAAUAUUUGGAUAAAUAUACAUGAUUGCUUUGCUCCCUUGAAAAAAGGUAUAGAUAUGUUUGCAGGGGCCUUCAUUUGGGCCAGUGAGAGAUCUGGGUUCAGACAUUUGUAUCUGUAUGAUCGAACUGGCACUUUCUUGGGCCCUAUCACAGAAGGUGAUUGGAUGGUUGAUCAACUAAUAGGUGUAAAUGAACAUACAGGUCUUGUAUAUUUUACGGGAACUGUGGAUAGUCCACUGGAGACCAAUUUGUACAGCACAAUACUCUUUCCGGAUUGGAGAUUUCCUCUGCAAAAGCCAAGGAGGCUGACUCAAGGGAGAGGGGUUCAUGUGGUGAUUCUGGAUCAUCAGAUGAAGAGAUUUAUUGACAUUCAUCAUUCUCUAAGUAGUCCACCCAGGGUCUGGCUUUGCUCUUUAGAAGAUGGUAGUUUAUUAAUGCCCUUAUAUGAACAACCUGUCCCAACACCUCACACAAGAAGAUUGCAACUUUCACCACCAGAUCUAGUUCAGAUAUCAGCAGGUGAUGGUACCAUACUGUAUGGAGCUCUAUACAAACCAGACAUUAAUCGGUUUGGGCCACCUCCAUACAGGACUAUGAUCUCUGUAUAUGGGGGACCCAAUGUUCAAACUGUUUACAAUUCAUGGACAAAUACAGUUGAUAUGAGGGCACAAUAUUUACGCAGCAAGGGAAUCUUAGUUUGGAAGCUUGACAAUCGGGGAAGUGCACGACGAGGGUUGAAGUUUGAAGGUGCAUUGAAGUACAAUUUGGGACUUAUUGAUGUCGAGGAUCAAGAAACAGGAGCAAAGUGGUUAAUUGAGCAGGGCCUAGCAAAACCUGGUAGAAUAGGACUUUAUGGAUGGAGUUAUGGGGGUUACAUGGCAGCUAUGGCAAUAGGUCGCUGUCCUGAAACUUUUAAGUGUGCUGUAGCUGGUGCACCUGUGACAGCAUGGGAUGCAUAUGACACCUUUUACACUGAAAAAUACAUGGGCCUGCCUUCAAAUAAUCCUGCAGGUUAUGAAUACAGCUCUGUAAUGCAUCAUGUGCAUGGAAUCAAAGGGAAGUUGCUGCUUGUACAUGGUAUGAUUGAUGAGAAUGUGCACUUCAGGCAUACAGCAAGGCUAGUUAAUGCGUUAACAGCAGCUGGAAAAACAUAUGAACUUCUGUUGUUCCCAGAUGAGAGGCACACAGUUCGGCAAUAUCGCAUGUACAUGGAAGAGAGAAUAUGGGAAUUUAUUGACAGGAACUUAUAAUUCCAUCCCAAAUAAGACUUUUAGUGUAUCACCAAUGCAAUAAUUUGGUUCUUUCUGGAAGCUUCUCUGUUAUUUUAUUCAAAUGUGCAGUGGAUUUGUGUUUUGGGGUUUAUACAGAACUUUUUUCCAAUAUAUCACCUUCUUCAAACAUAGGGCCCAUUUGAAACUGACUUCUUUCCAAACCAAGGUGACUUGUUGAGGAAAUUUUAUGAUUCCUUAUGGCCAGACUUUGCUAGUCUUCCUGCUGGUUUGUGUAAAAUAGUGCAUUGUGGUUUCCUUGGGUAAGAUUGAUGAUUUUCAUUAAGAGGGUUCCGGAGAUUAUAUAAUCUCUGUAUAGUGUGGCGGACAAAAGGGAACCUUGAUAGUACCUGCACUCACACUGGCUCUAAAUAGUGGCCAUUUGUCAUCCUUCGAUGUAACAUGGUUCGUUGUUUCAUUUCUUUGCGAAGGUGGAUUUGAAAUUUGGAUCAACUUGCAGUAUUAUGAUGGCACUUCAUCAUCAUAUUAUGUACAACUGAUCAAGCUAUGUGAUAAUUUAUUGCAUCUUAUGCUCUACAACUUCAACUGUGUCCACACUCGUCAACAAUCCUGUCCUUGUGGCACCUGUAAGAAAAUGAGGUAAUGGAGAAUAUGAAUCAACAAAAGGAAAUCUCUUGCUCUUCUUGUAUCUGUCAAGCCAUUCCUUUUCUUCUUCACUUGUAUAUCUAUGUAUACUGGUUAUUUAUUGGACAACAGACUAUAUAGUUAAGCCUUCGUUGAUAAAUUCAAUCUCUCCAAUCCUUGUAUAAAAUUUUGCAAAUUCUUGAAUUGUAUAAUCUCAUUUUA
Messenger RNA from Cryptomeria japonica (Japanese cedar), 3742 nucleotides. RefSeq lists its product as uncharacterized. The record is from RefSeq and is a predicted model, not a curated record. Gene Ontology annotation, molecular function: serine-type peptidase activity; dipeptidyl-peptidase activity. Bases 566 to 2917 code for a protein of 783 amino acids. NCBI's taxonomy places the organism in Eukaryota, Viridiplantae, Streptophyta, Pinopsida, Cupressales, Cupressaceae. The transcript is spliced from 6 exons. Gene Ontology annotation, biological process: proteolysis.